Messenger RNA from Lactuca sativa (garden lettuce), 867 nucleotides. Lineage: Eukaryota; Viridiplantae; Streptophyta; Magnoliopsida; Asterales; Asteraceae. The record is from RefSeq and is a predicted model, not a curated record.
AUGCCUCCCCGACCAAGACUCAUCAGAAGGAACAACGACACUCCGCCACCACCACCACCUCCUCAGUUCGACCCCGUCAUGUUUCAGGUAGCAGUUAUCGCCACCGUGACUGCAUCAAUGGCACAAGUGAACGCUGGAGGAGCUGGAGGUGGAACCGACCCACAAAGACAAGACGGAAGUCAAGGAAAACAAAAGGAAUGUUCCUACAAGGACUUCAUGACCACGAAACCCAAGUCCUUCAACGGAAAUGGAGGAGUCAUCGCUCUGACUCGAUGGCUCGAGAAGAUAGAAUGCAUCUACGAAAUUUGUGCGUGUUCCAAAGCCACCAAGGAGAAGUUCGCCGCCUGUACCUUCAUUGAUAGAGCUUUGACCUGGUGGAAUGGUCAAGUCAAAACCCUAACCCUGCCAGUAGCUAAUGCCAGGGGUUGGGAAAGACUAAAGGAACUCAUGCCGGCUGAAUACUGCCGGAGGGGCGUGGUGCAAAAGUUGGAGCACGAACUUUGGAACUUGAAGAUGAAGGGUUCUGACAUUGCUGCUUACACCGCGAACGAAGUGGUAACUGUUUUUGAGGCACAGAAGGAAAGUGGUGGGAAGAAGAAGAAAGCGUGGAACAAACGCAAGGGUCAGUCUUCGCAGGAGCCCUCCAAGAAACAACAAACAGUGGUAGUUCAUGUUGUUCCAACCACCCAAACUCCUACCAUUGUUUAUGCUAGGAAAUUACCUUUGUGCAACAAGUGUGACUUCCAUCAUCACGGACCCUGCCGUGAGUUGAGUUGCAACAGCUGUGGGAAGAAGGGUCACACAGCUCGAUACUGCAAGGUGGCAGCCCAACCCACCAACCAGACUGCGGGAGCAGGUGCUGGUUAA